This is a messenger RNA of Peromyscus californicus insignis, 5496 nucleotides long. RefSeq names its product zinc finger DHHC-type palmitoyltransferase 15 (gene Zdhhc15). The record is from RefSeq and is a predicted model, not a curated record. Gene Ontology annotation, cellular component: endoplasmic reticulum; Golgi apparatus. Gene Ontology annotation, biological process: peptidyl-L-cysteine S-palmitoylation; synaptic vesicle maturation; protein targeting to membrane. Bases 247 to 1260 code for a protein of 337 amino acids. NCBI's taxonomy places the organism in Eukaryota, Metazoa, Chordata, Mammalia, Rodentia, Cricetidae. Gene Ontology annotation, molecular function: protein-cysteine S-palmitoyltransferase activity. The transcript has 12 exons.
GCCUGGACUGCCUGGCGACCACCUUGUGCCCCACCACGGCCGGUUCCUCCAGCCGUGACUCACGCCUACAGUGCCAGGCGGGGCGCGCUGGGCAGCGCAGCCCCACAGGUGGCAGCGGCUCGGGGACGGUUCCCGCCAGGCUAGGCAGUGGAGCGCCGCACAGCGCGCCUUCCCGCCUCCCAGCCGCCGCCCAAGCAGUUCCCGGCGGGCACCAGCAGGCCUGCUCGGUCGAUCUUCGAGCCGAAGAUGCGGCGGGGCUGGAAGAUGGCUCUGUCUGGGGGGCUGCGGUGCUGCCGCCGGGUACUGUCCUGGGUGCCAGUGCUCGUUAUUGUCCUCGUCGUUCUCUGGUCCUACUAUGCCUACGUCUUUGAACUCUGCCUGGUGACUGUUUUGAGCCCAGCAGAAAAAGUUAUCUACCUCAUACUCUAUCAUGCCAUUUUUGUGUUCUUUGCAUGGACCUACUGGAAGUCUAUCUUUACACUCCCACAGCAGCCAAACCAGAAGUUCCACUUGUCCUAUACAGACAAGGAGCGCUAUGAAAAUGAAGAGAGACCUGAGGUCCAGAAGCAGAUGCUUGUGGAUAUGGCCAAGAAGCUACCAGUGUACACAAGAACUGGGAGUGGAGCUGUACGGUUCUGUGACCGGUGCCAUCUAAUCAAGCCAGACCGCUGCCAUCACUGUUCUGUCUGUGCUAUGUGUGUUUUAAAAAUGGACCAUCAUUGCCCAUGGGUUAAUAACUGCAUUGGAUUUUCCAACUACAAAUUUUUCCUUCAGUUCUUAGCUUAUUCCGUUCUCUAUUGCCUGUACAUUGCGACAACAGUCUUCAGCUAUUUCAUCAAAUACUGGAGAGGGGAACUGCCCAGUGUUCGCUCUAAGUUCCAUGUCCUCUUUCUCCUCUUUGUGGCCUGCAUGUUUUUUGUGAGCCUUGUGAUUCUCUUUGGUUACCAUUGUUGGCUUGUCAGCAGAAACAAAACUACCUUAGAGGCCUUUUGCACUCCAGUAUUUACAAGUGGACCAGAGAAAAAUGGGUUUAACCUUGGCUUCAUCAAGAAUAUCCAGCAGGUGUUUGGUGAUAAUAAGAAGUUCUGGUUAAUACCUAUUGGGUCCAGCCCUGGUGAUGGACACUCCUUCCCUAUGAGGUCUAUAAAUGAGUCACAGAACCCACUGCUGGCAAAUGAAGAACCCUGGGAAGACAACGAGGAUGACAAUCGAGAUUACCCAGAAGGCUCAUCAUCGCUGGCUGUGGAGACAGAAACGUAGCAGUUUUCACAUUUUCUGCAUCUCCAACAGGAACCCCCAUAUCCCAUGAGGCAUACAAACUUCAAUGUUGAGAACCACUCUACUCCUCAAAAUAAGUCACCAAGUUGGAUAGAAAGCUUCAGUUUGGGUGUUCCAUCAAAUACGUGCUGUGCAGAUGUUUCAGGACUUCGCAAAUUGACUUUGCUGACUGAACUCAUUUUGGAAACAAUUGCUUCAAGCCAGUUUUUCUUUCUUACCCUCCCCCAAUCCAUGAAAGCCUAAGUAUAAAAUAUAUAUCUUUAUAUUCAUCUAGUUGGGUAAAAAGGAAUUCAGAAGAUUACCGUGGAGUCUAAUUCCCCCAUGAAAGACUAUUAAUCAUGUCUCUCUGCAGGGUCUUUCUGGUAUUGAGGGGAGUCAGCAUGUGUUUGCGGCUUAUGUUCAUGGGCAUAUAUAAACAUGUGUAUGUGCUACAGAAUUCUGCCAAAAAAUCAAGGUUUAAAAACUGAGGAUUGUAUUUAAUCAUGCUUUUCACCUAAAUAGCAAUUUAAAUAUUUGAUGAACUCUGAACAAACCCUAUAUCAUGUAGCUGAAAUUUAAGGAGAUUAAAUAGACUGUGCCCAAGGUCCUGUUGAGAAUUGAACAAUGUAAAACCCGUCCUGUCCCAGAAGUUUCUGAGAGCACCACAGCGAACAGGGAAGAGCAGAUCAGACUCCCAUUUUAGUAAGCAUAACAAUUAGCAUUUGAAGGCCAAGCAUGAUGGUGCAUGCCUGUCAUCCCAGCACUUGGGAAGCAGAGGAGGAGGACUCCUGCAAGGUCAAGACCAGCCUGGUUGUUCUACAUAGUGAGUUCAGACCACCUUGGGUUACAUAAGGAAACUCUGUCUUGAAAAAGACAAACAAAAAGAAUUACUUUCUUAAAAAUUUGUGAUGCCAAGCUAUGGUUAAAAUCUCUAUUUUAGUCAUUUCUCUGCUAUAUAGCUUUAUUUUAGCCUUUGUAAAUUACUUUUAUAAUGGUAGAAAUACUAUAAGCCUGAGUUAUGGACCAUCCAUUUUAUAAAAAGGAUUUAAGGGUGAUUUUCAGGUAUAAUUAUAAUUCUGUUGAAGAAGGUAAAGUUUCAGAUAUGACACUAGCCUAAGGAUUAGCUCAAGGUCUAUGUUUUCACAACAGGAGUUAAUGUACAGAGUUAACUGAACAGUGAUGCUGCAGUCCUCUUUUUUCAAGCUUCGGUGGCAGCUCAGCCAUUAAGAGAGUUUACAUCCAUUUCCCCACUUAUUUAUAACCAGCCUUCCUUUCAGUCCUAGUGCCUGGAUCAAUGAGAUGGACACUAAUGCUGCUUCUUUAUAAUAAUAGUACCUAAGAGUAUUGAUGUUUUUCAUUUUUCAGCCAGCACUCUAAUGCACAGCUGCUGACAAUAAAAGCCCCAACUCUUAACGGAGAUCAGUGGGAGUUACAGGCAUCUCACAGUUAUCAAGGAAUUGAACUCCUUAAGAGAUAGUUGGGUUUACUAAAUUAUUCUCUCUAAAAUGUCUCUGAGUGAAAAAGAGUUGCCUGGCACAAACAAAUCUGUGUUGGGGUGCCAGCAUAACUGAGAAGGAAAACAAUCCAGUUAUUUAGAGCAACAACCAAAUGGGUCCAUUUGGACCCCCUAGGUCAUUUUAACCAAGGUGAGACAUUUAGCAUCAAAUAAAUAGAUUGUCCUCUGCAUUUCAUUUGAGAGAAUACAAGACACAAAUAAGUCUAUUAGGGCGAGGGCCUAGGGACUGCUUCUAAGAUUCACAGAUUAAGGAGCAACUUAGAAGACUGUGCAUGCUGGAUUCAUUGUGAAAGUUUAUACUUUUACAUGGGAAGAGCUUUCCCUUUCCAUGCUCCUUCGGAAGCACCUCUCUUGUCUAGGUUCCCCUUAGAAGCAUACUUGGCCAUCCACAUGGCUCUAGGAUCCACCGGCCUUGCCUUCUAGUACCUUUCUCUAAAGGGGUGCAAACAGCACUUCCCAGCAAGUCAGCAUCAAAGCAACCUUCCCUGACCCCACCUGUCCGUCAUCUCUGCUAAGGGCCAGAAGCUGCUGGCUAUGGUGCGAAGUCAGGAAGGCGUCAGGAACUUGUCCUCUGUGGAGUGUGUCAGCUAGCAUUCAGCCCUCACAGAGAUCGUGUCACGAAGGACAAUGUUAGUAAACGACAGGGAAGUAGUGGGAGGCUAAAGCUCAGGUUAAUGCAAGCUGAUUGUUCAGUGUCUUAAGACUUACGCUGUCUCCAAAAGGCCAAAUAAACCAGGGGUUUCUCUGGGUGCUUGGAGAAAGAAGAAACCCUAUUCUUGUUUUAGUAUCUUGAUCCCAUUAGUUUAUAGACAUUGAUUAUACAUAGAUUCUUUGUGUACUGAUUACUGUAUAUAGGCACCUAAGUGGUUAGUUAUUGAUCAAGAAGACAGGUUUGUUUUAUAAUCAGCACACCCUGACCUCACUCAUUUGCUUCUUUUCCUUGGAACCCUGCCCAAUAGCUUCUGUGGGAUCUCCUUCCCCAAUCUUUGGUACUCCUCUUCCACAGUUGGAAAAUGGAGCUACUUGUUACUAUCCCACGGUUGAAAGGUGCUAUGUAACCCCCUAGUGCUCUUACAUGUUUUUAGUUGCAGGACUGGAAUGGAAAGUCUUACCAUUGCAGUAUUUCUGAGCAAACAAACGUGCUCCAGUCUUUUCUUCCACACUCUCAGUGCAGAAUACUUUCUUGCAGAGCCUAGAGCAUUUUGUCAAUCUUCUUCCGUUUGUUCCAACAGUGUCCUUGGAAAGAGACAGAAUGGAAAUUAUUUUCCAACAAGUAAAGAUAAAGGAAAUAAAGUGCCAUCCAAAAGCCCACUGUUCGAGAGACUUGACUGCCUAGUGCAGGAAUUACCAUGGACCACCUUAGAACACUGAGAGCAAAGAGAACAGAAUCACAUUCCAAAAGAAUCCCUCUGUCUCCAAAAUCUUGAAGUUUGUGAUCUAGAUAGCUCUUUAUUUCUAAUGCAAUAUGUGCCUCUUCCCCUCCCUGGCCCCAUAUGACUUGUGUAUUUCGCAUUAGAUGGCAUCAGCCAGUGCCAUAAUCUCCUGUGGCACCCAGACAGCCUGAUCUCAGGGUUCACUUUUCCAGAGAAAAUAUUGUGCUUCCUCAUGUUCGUGCCAAAUUGCACAGAGCGUAGGCAUUUAUGUUAAUGGAUAUUUAAGCACAGUCCUGGCAGGUAUGUUUUAAGAAUACUGUGUAUACAUUACUGCAAUAUACAACCUAAGAUUUAACCAGGCUGCAACUGACAGGAAUGUAAUAAUCACUCAUAGUCUGUCCCUUUCAACUCUUCAUCACACAUAUCUACAUGUGUGUACAUUUACAUGGACAUGAAUGCACACCCUUCUUUUAAGGCAGACUGUUAGGUCAUUAGAGCAAAUAUUUUACAGGGAUGAUUCUGCUCUCUCCUUUUUAAUAAAGUCCAAAAUCACAGGAAGUGAACAUUUCAUCUGUCUGUUCUAAAGUAUCUGCUGUCAGAGUAGCUGAGAGACUCAGUUGGACCAAAAGAUAUGCAGAGACACAGAGGACAUCUAACAAGAUUAUCAGACCCUAUUGCAAGUUCAAUGUUUCAUAAAAUUCAUGCACUCUGUCCAGGCAGGAGGAAAGAGUUGACAAUGUAUGCUACAUUUGCAUUUCUUUAACCAUACCUGUAAUAUUCCAUAUUAUAUUGUAGCCUUUGCAUGUGGGUAUUAUGUAAUAUAGUAAAAAAUGGGUGGCUCUUACUAGCAUGCAACCCUUGAUUUGUUUACUUUCCCAAAAAGGCUAAGGCUGUAUCCUGCACAGUGUUCAAGACCAUUAAAUGUGUUCUUUGGAGCAGCCUAGUUAACAUCCAUCAACAGAAUGAGUUAAAACACACAGUGAAUUCAAUCUAUCAGGAUAUAGGUUUUUGGUAGGGGAUUGUUAAAAGAAAAGAAUAAUAAAAUAAGAUGCAUUCAAAGAAUAAUUGCUUUCAGCCCACUGUCUAAAUCAGCAAAGGAACACAGCAGGAAACCUGGAAUUGGGUCUUGAUAAUGGAUGAAAUGUAUUGGAGAGCCAGAAAAGGAAAGACACUGGGGGACUGCAACAGUUAAGCUCAAGUCGCCAAUUUGCUGUAAAUCCCUUUUGCCAUCAGUCUGCUCACAGUGACUGUAUAUAGCAUUCUUAAAACCAUGUGUCUUGCUGCAGAAAUACUGAAAAAUGCUGGUCAUCUUUAUCUUCCUAUGUCCUUUAUUAAAACUAUAUACAUAAA